This is a messenger RNA of Cantharellus anzutake, 631 nucleotides long. RefSeq lists its product as uncharacterized. The transcript is spliced from 3 exons. The coding region runs from base 1 to 510 and encodes 169 amino acids. The record is from RefSeq and is a predicted model, not a curated record. NCBI's taxonomy places the organism in Eukaryota, Fungi, Basidiomycota, Agaricomycetes, Cantharellales, Hydnaceae.
AUGCCAUGCAAGCGCCCUACUGAUAAUGGUGGUAUUGCUCUCAACUCCACUGAAGCAGUAUUCGAAGAGCAAUUCUAUGAAGCCACGGAGGAUGAUGUAGAAGUAAUGUUGGAGGAGGUUUAUGAACAUCUCGGCAGUGGAACUCUGCCUGACGGCCUUGCCGACAUGAAUGGCGGCCUUCAGUUGGGUUGGAUUGGUGCGGAAGAGGCUGAUGCGGAAUCCAUGGGAGAAAUCACUGUGGGGUCUGAAGUGGAUAGUGUGCAUGACACCUGGACAUUGGACCGCCAAGGCCUGCGUUAUGCGUUACAAAUUUCAAAAAAGUGCCGACCAGGUGGGUGGAAUAGGUGGAAGGGACAGCAGUUUGUUCAUGCUUCGAGAAAAGUCGAGUGCACGUGCAACUUGUUUGAUCCAUGGCUGUCCAGCUGGAAUGGUCACGGGCCACUGGAAGUGCAAACGCCGAACCUUCUCUCCAUAGCAGUGGGGGUCGGCAACAAGGCUGUGACCUUGUGACGCUUACAUAAGCGAAACAUGGCUCGAUCGUGGCCGCACCAUCCCCCCUCUCCCAAGACCUCAUCUUUAGGUUGCAAGCUAUGUUAAAACUCAGGGAACAAUAAUACAAUAUCGAUUGGUG